This is a messenger RNA of Ruditapes philippinarum (Manila clam), 1442 nucleotides long. RefSeq names its product protein THEM6-like. The record is from RefSeq and is a predicted model, not a curated record. The transcript is spliced from 3 exons. Bases 64 to 708 code for a protein of 214 amino acids. Lineage: Eukaryota; Metazoa; Mollusca; Bivalvia; Venerida; Veneridae.
AAGUGACCGAUUUUAAACGGGACGUUGUUUUCUUUUUCAUGUUUAUUAUACAAGGACAGCAAAAUGAAUUAUACAAAUAUGUUUCUGGUAUUAGUUUUAACAUUUUGUGUGUUAUGGAUGUUCAGUUCAUCCCUGUGUCUAGUGUUUGGAUUAUUUGUAAGUUUAAGUGUUGAUAUACAUGCAAUAUGGAGAAAUGUAUUGGUCCUUUAUUUCUGUAAGAUGAGACGGAGAUAUCAUCCGAAGAAAAUAACUGAUCUCAAUAUAUUCAAAGUAAUAUGUUUACCAACCGAUGUAGACACCGACCUACAACUUACGAGUGGACGUCUUCUCAGAGAAUGUGGAUUUGGUCAAAGAGAAUUCUGGGUAGAGAAUUUCGUUGAAGAUGUCGUGGAACGUUUAAAUGGGAAGAUGAAAGUUGAAGCAUAUCAUCUGUCAUAUGAUACUCCUAUUGAAAUGUUUGAAACAUUCAAAAUAAUAGCUGUGUUGAUAUAUUGGGAUGACACAGCGUUCUAUAUGAAGCAGACGAUAGAAAGAAACAGAGACAAGAAGCAAUGUGCGACCAUUUUAUCCCGCCACAAACUCACAAACGUUACGACGAAACAAAUUCUUAAUUCAUUAGAUAAAUGUGAUGUAGAAAGUAAACCGGUUCCAUCAGACCUGUUACAGAAACUACAGACGCUAAGUGGGAACUUUUCUAAGAAACAAUAGCUUUGUACUACUUAGUAUCUAUACCUUUAUUAAGUAUACUUUCUUACGUAAUACUUAAUUGCACUAGUGUAUACAUUCACAUUUAAAAUAAAUGUACUUAUAUAAGUGUUGAAGAACAUUAUUAGAGGCAUUCCUGAAUGUUGUUAUCUGAGUACACUCCCGUGGUGUGCGCUUAGGGGCGCUUAAACAUAAAAAGCAGUGUUUUGAUAUUUAAUAAAUUAUAUACUGAUCAAAAAUAAUAAAGAUGUUGCGUCAUAUUUAAACAAAGGUGUGAAUGGGACAAGUUUUUCUAAAAGACUUACUUUAGAGCGAGCAGCUGACCGACAUAGAUCUAAUAAAUGAAACAGAUGAAAAGAAAAUACUACUCUCAACUCAAUUGGAACACUGACGAUUACUCACAAUCAUCUCAGACAUAACACGAAAUAAAAAUAUACCUACAAAGUGACAGAUUUAAACAAUUCUUUGUUUAAAAUGAAUAACAAGUAUAUAUUUGACAUCCAAAGGAAAACAAAGUCUAUACCGUUGAAAUAACAGACUCAAUUUAAAAUUGUCCAUUGAAAUAUAUGUACUAUCAUACAUUGUAACAAUGUGUCAUAGAACGAGAAAUAUUCUUUUUGUAAUACAUGUAUUCUAUUAUUUGCACUUUACAUAUCGUCAUAGCAUAUGUACUACGUCUAUUUUUAUAUUUUGUAAAUAUUUGUUAUGAAUAAAUAUCUUGGAUAUAUACAUGAACC